AUGAGCCAUCUACAGCAAAGUACUCUCACCCACUUCUCUGACGUAUGGGAUAUCACUCGUUAUUCACAACAUGCCUCGCGGUCGAAUACAUUCCUACAGCUGCCACUCCGAGUGCAGAACUAUGAUGGGCAGACGGUAGUGUUCCCGGUGCCAAACGGCUGCUACGACCGUGUGCGCAUCACAUCGCUGACCGAUUCGCUCGUUGGAGAAUCGCUUAAGCUGGCCAACAUCGUCUCGUCUAGAGUGUGUAACGCGUGUGCGGUCGAGGUCUCUCCCACCCCCACCCCCUCGCCUUCUGCGGAAGCCACAUCGACAAUGCACAGCUCUGAGACUGAGAGUAGCACCAACCCUUCAUGGUGGGAUGAAUUCGAAAAAUACGAUAAGCCCAAGAAGUCGAAGAAGAGCAAAAAGAAGAAGAAAAAACACCCCCAUCAUGACGAUGUUAAUGAUGAUGAUGAUAAUGAUGAUGGUCUAGUCAAAUGGCAUAAUGCGAAUGAGAAUUCAGUGGACGAAGCUCAACGAACCGGUCAAAAUAUUUUAAGCGCCGGGCCUGACCAAUCGGCUGAUCAAGCCAAUGGAGACGACGCAGUCGAGGAAUUCGAACUGAUAUUCUUGGAAAGCCUGGAUAAUACAGCGUAUGCAGCUACAAAAGGUCUAGGAUACAACGUAAAUGGCUUUGAUGUCGGUGGCGAGAGCAAGACAAAGCUACAACGGCAGCUGUUGUAA
Molecule: messenger RNA, 726 nt
Organism: Sphaeroforma arctica JP610
Lineage: Eukaryota; Ichthyosporea; Ichthyophonida
Exons: 4
Coding region: 1-726 (241 amino acids)
Source: RefSeq, a predicted model, not a curated record